Molecule: messenger RNA, 1900 nt
Organism: Nasonia vitripennis (jewel wasp)
Lineage: Eukaryota; Metazoa; Arthropoda; Insecta; Hymenoptera; Pteromalidae
Exons: 4
Coding region: 777-1334 (185 amino acids)
Source: RefSeq, a predicted model, not a curated record
UAGAUGGUAAAAAUUCGAGAUACCGGAGCUCUUCCAUCGUGCAUUGCGCUGGCGCAAAUGCAAAACCAGAUGGAAUUACGCGAUCGAGCAGCACCUGACAAUCGGAGCUUGACAUCUGCUCCGUUAUGCGGCUCAUCUACUAAAAACACACGCCAAGGAAAGAGUAACCCUACACCGUCAACAAACAAUCAUCAAUUCGCUUCUAAAAUAAAGCCAUCUAUACAAAAAAAAAAACCAUUCAAACCAAAAAUCCUAAAGAAAUCAUUAACACAGAAUAACAUACAAUCACGCACACAAAACACACAACCAGCACGCAUGCAUGCUGCCGCGUCACCCACUCAAAUACGAUCAUUGAGCAAGGAGAAUUCAUUUACACGCAAUAACAUACAAUCACGCACACAAAAGGCACAACCAGCAUGCAUUUAGGCUACUACACCAUCCACGCAAAAAUAAUCAUUCACUUAAGGUUCUUCAUUUACACAGGAUAAAAUGCAAUCACGCACACAAAACACACAACCGGUACGCACACAGGCUAUCACACCAUCUACGCAAAAAAAAUCAUUCACUCAAGGUUCUUCAUUUACACACAAUAAAAUACAAUCACGUACACACAACCACCACGCACACAUACUGCACCACCCAUUCAAACACUAACACCCGACCAGACUCAUGAUGCAGAUAUCAUAUCGUUGAUCAAGGAGGUCUUUGAGGAGCAGAGUGCAUGCUUAAACAUCUUAAAGCAGCUCUCGAAUAAAAAGAAUAGAGUAAACAAGAAGAUGCCGCAAUUCUUCCCAUUUGAGCCUGUGGAGAACCUUCUUGAUUUUAACAAAGUCUCCGACGAGGAGUACACUAACGCUGUUACCUAUUUGGCCUACAUCGGAGGGGUUAAUGCAUUGGAUGCUGCACCACUUUAUCUAAAAAUGUGCUUUAAUAUCACCGAAAGCCUUGUCACCGGCGUUACCCGGCUGGGCUCCAAAAAAGCCAAUAUAGUUUCGCUCAAAGAAACUCGUUUCGCUGCUGCUUGUGAAGAUGACAUGUCGGAAAACGAAAAUAUUAACGAGCCUGAUAAGUCGACAUUUGCAACUGCGAUGACGAAGGCCCUGAAAAACAUCAAAGAAGAGUAUCGACAUAAGAAAAUCAAGCGUGCAGCCACCAAUGCUGACCUUGAUAACCAGCCUCCACGACAGAGACGAAGACUACUGGAUGCUGUAUACAAUGGUGCAAACGUCGACUUUGAAGAAGGGGACUACGGAAACCAGGAACGCGGCGGCAUCGAGAACGUCGGUGCACAGUGGGAGAAAAUGGACAAAAUUCAAGCCACGCGUCAUUUUUAAUCGUAGAGCCAUGAUUUUUUUUAAAACUCUUUAAAAAAGCAUCAAGUUUAAGCUACAGGUGCGGAAAUUAUUGUAUCACCUUCCCCUAAACCCAUGCGACCCCUAGAAGCCACCCCUACCAAACCACAAGCAGUCUAACUCAUCUAUCCCAGGGAACAGCGAGUUAAAUCGCUUUAUUUUUUCUUAAAAUAAUUAAACCAUACACCAUGAGCCAGCUAAUAACCUAAAUACCUACCCCUAACCCGCUUAACCUCUAGAAACCACCCCUACCAAACCACAAGCAGGCUAACUAGCCUAACCCUGGGAACAGCGAGUUAAAUCGCUUUAUUUUUUCUCAAUAUAAUUAAGCCACACACCAGAAGCCAACAAAUCACCUAAAUACUUAACCCUAACCUGCUUAACUCUUAGAAACCACCCCUACCAAACCACAAGCAAUAAAACAUAGUUUAAAAAAAAAUCUUUAUUCAUGUCGAUUUUUCACAUUGUAAUCAUUUAAGAUUUAAUGUUUAGAGCGAAGAAAUCGUGUCCUCGUAUAUGACGCCCAAAAAGUGUAAGUGUGCCAGAAU